Molecule: messenger RNA, 900 nt
Organism: Meira miltonrushii
Lineage: Eukaryota; Fungi; Basidiomycota; Exobasidiomycetes; Exobasidiales; Brachybasidiaceae
Exons: 1
Coding region: 132-863 (243 amino acids)
Source: RefSeq, a predicted model, not a curated record
AGAGGACAACUUGAUGAAUCCUUAAAAUCAUAAAAGUGUAUUUCAUUCGUUCUCUUUUCACCACCACCAUCAUCUCUACUCUCUCUUUUCAUUUUCUGCAACCGCAACUCAACUCAAAUACACUCACAAGAAUGCAAGGAAGAUUUUCAUCCGUUUUGGGUUUGGUAAGCCUUAUGGGCUUCUUGAGCGCCUCUUUGGUUUCUGCUGCUACGAUUGAUACGCCAAUGACCGUUGUUGAAUGUCAGCCAAUUUCGAUCAGUUGGCACAAUGCUGAUCCUUCAGGUCCAGUUUACAUCUCUUUGGUUGAAGGAAAAGAUACAUCCGGAACUCCACUCAUUCAGUUCCAACCUCAACCUGGUAGCGCAGAAGGUACGCUCGUAUGGCCAAAAGUGAACGUUACUGCCGGCACACAGUUUACCUUGAUCGUCAACGAUGCUACUGGUAAACCAAAUUUCAGUGGUCAAGCGGUUGUGCAACACGGACCUGAAUCAGGUACUUGUGGUGCAAUUGGUUCUGGCACUUCCGGUGGUUCAUCAGGUGGCGCCUCAUCAGGUGGUGCUUCAUCAGGUGCAACAAGCACAGGAACCAGUUCCGGUUCAUCAACACCUGCAUCAUCUUCAUCUUCCUCAACAACUCCUUCAAGCUCAGGUACAAGUUCUUCAGGUUCAACUUCUUCAACAUCGUCAACUGGAUCUUCAUCUUCGGUCCCCAAGACAAGCACUGGCUCAACAAACACAACUUCAUCAUCCAGCAAGCCAGCUUCUGGAACGAAUGGUGCAAACGUCAAUGCAAUUGUUCACCCUGUCAUGAUGGCCUCCUUUGCCAUCGUCUUCGGAUCCGCCUUGGCUGUCAGCGUCCUUUAAAUAUGAGCGUGUUUCUUUUCCUGCUUUCAUGAUUUGU